Molecule: messenger RNA, 858 nt
Organism: Racocetra persica
Lineage: Eukaryota; Fungi; Glomeromycota; Glomeromycetes; Diversisporales; Gigasporaceae
Source: the annotation of a GenBank genome assembly
UUUAUUGAAAGCAAUUAUUCGUGGUAAACGUGAAGUUAUAAUUCCCGGAACGCCUAAGAAGUAUAGUAAAAUCUACAUGGAAUGUUGGCAACAUGACCAACGUCCAACAAUUCAAAGUGUUUCUAAUGAUUUAAAUAAUAUUGUCUAUAAUGAUUUAUUCGAUAUUGAAGAAAGUUGUAUAGAAUCUAAUGACAAUAUAGAACAUAAACAAAAACCAACAAUAGAAUUGGAGGAUUCAAAUUCAACAGACGUAUUACAACAGCAUACUAAUUUAUAUAAAGAUAUUAAUGAAGAAUUAAAAUUAAUGUCUUCUAUUGUCACAACUCUUGAAAAAUCCUUAAAUGAAGAUAUUAAAUCUGAAUUAUUCGAAGAUCAUUACAUGCCGAUAUUACCCGCAAAACCAUCACAAAAACCAAGUAAACAAAUUGCGAAUAACAAUGAGCAGCAACAAUUUCUUUAUGAUUUAAAUAAGUUAUUUAUGGUUCAAUUUAAUAUCCAGGGGGUUUCAAAAGGUACUUCAAGUUCUAUAGUUUAUUGGAUAGAAAAAUAUAUAGAUGAAAAUGAUAAAAAUCCAAAUGAAAUCCUUCAAGCAGCUGAUGAUUUUUGCUUUACCGCCAAUGAUUCUUUAAAUAACCAAAGUCAUUUUUAUGAUUUAUUAAAAGAAAAUCAGUUUAUUGGUUUAAUUUCCCUUGGGUCUCUUUAUAGAUUAGGAAAAGGCAUUGCUGUAAAUCAACAAAAGGCCCUUCAAUUAUUUUUAAAGUCAGUUGCUAGGGGCUCCACUUUGGGAAAGUGCUAUGUUGGUGACUGUUAUUACUUUGGUCAUGGUGUUAUUGAAGACAAGAUUCAGUCAUUUUAUUG